Messenger RNA from Lotus japonicus, 1870 nucleotides. Its product is annotated as probable glucan endo-1,3-beta-glucosidase A6. Gene Ontology annotation, biological process: carbohydrate metabolic process. Gene Ontology annotation, cellular component: plasma membrane. Lineage: Eukaryota; Viridiplantae; Streptophyta; Magnoliopsida; Fabales; Fabaceae. The transcript is spliced from 3 exons. The coding region runs from base 347 to 1750 and encodes 467 amino acids. The record is from RefSeq and is a predicted model, not a curated record. Gene Ontology annotation, molecular function: hydrolase activity, hydrolyzing O-glycosyl compounds.
CUUUUUCACUAGAUUCCUCUUAUUUUCACCUUUUGCAAUAAAGAGAAAAAGUUAAAUAUUCCCACCCAACUGCAAAAUCCACGAAGUUGCCGUUGUUCAACUCAUUAAUGAUCAUUUCCUACAACUACAACCUCACACUCUUCCACUCUCCAAGCAUAUGCAUAUCCAUUCCCUUCUCUGAAACACUCACCUUCUAUUUUAUCUUCCCUCACCAACAUUGUUUCUAGUUCAUAGGUUGAUCUAAACACAGACACAUUGUGCCAAGUGGAGGGAGUAACAGAGUAGAAAACAGAGCAAAACUGUCCAUGGUAUAGGGAAUUAGGGAUCCAACCUCUGUUUCAACAAAAUGUCUAUUGCUCUUCUCACUGCAAUGUUAGUAUUCUCCAUGGUUUUCAACACAUCAAGUGCAGCAGCAUUCUCAUCACAACCAGGAAUCUGCUACGGCCAACUAGGCAGCAACCUUCCACCACCGCGAAAAUCAGCUGAGCUCAUCAAAUCCCUCAAAGCCAAACGCGUCAAAAUCUACGACGCAAACCCAGAAAUCCUAAACUCUCUCAAGAACACCAACCUCCAAGUUUCAAUCAUGGUGCCCAACGAAAUCAUCUCCAACAUCUCCACCAACCAAACCUUCUCCGACCAAUGGGUCCACACCAACGUCGUACCCUUCCUCCCACACACCCUCAUCCGCUACCUCCUCGUCGGCAACGAAGUCAUCAGCUCCACCACCAACGAAACCUGGCCCCACCUCGUCCCCGCGAUGCGCCGUAUCAAACGCUCCCUCACCGCCUUCGGGAUCCACAAGGUCAAAGUCGGAACUCCCUCCGCCAUGGACGUUCUGGGAUCCUCGUUCCCACCCUCAAACGGUGCGUUUCGUGAGGAUAUAUCGGGUCGGGUCAUGAAACCCAUGCUACAAUUCUUGAACCACACCAAGUCGUUCUUCUUCCUCGACGUGUACCCGUUUUUUGCUUGGGCCUCCGACCCGGUCAACAUUGACCUUGAUUACGCGCUGUUUCGGGCUAAGAAGAAGAACAUCACGGUUUCGGAUCCGGGUUCGGGUUUGGUUUACACUAACCUAUUUGACCAGAUGGUGGACGCGGUGUAUUUCGCCAUGGAGAAACUCGGGUUUCCGGGUAUUCGGAUCUUCGUCGCGGAAACGGGUUGGCCCAAUGGAGGUGAUAUUGACCAGAUUGGGGCCAAUCCUUUCAACGCGGCAACUUACAAUCGGAAUUUUGUGAAGAAAGUUAUGAGAAAACCGGCGGUUGGGACUCCGGCUCGACCGGGUUCGAUUCUUCCAUCGUUCUUAUUCGCCUUGUUUAAUGAGAACAAUAAACCGGGUCCGGGGACGGAGAGACAUUUCGGGUUGCUGUACCCGAACAGGUCAAGAGUGUAUGACAUUGAUUUAUCCGGUGAGACGCCGGAGUCGGAGUUCCAAGCUUUGCCUCCGCCGGAGAACAAUGUGCCUUACAAGGGGAAGAUUUGGUGCGUGGCGGAGCGCGGUGGUAAUGUGACAGCCCUAGCGGCGGCUCUUUCGUACGCAUGCUCCCAAGGGAACCACACGUGCGAUAAGAUCCGACCCGGAAAAGCAUGUUCUAGACCCGAUUCGCUUUUUUGGCACGCGAGCUAUGCGUUUAGCUCUUAUUGGUCACAGUUUAAGAAAUUGGGGGGAACUUGCUACUUCAACGGACUUGCCACGCAAACUGCAAAGGACCCCAGUUAUGGAUCUUGUAAGUUUCCGAGUGUGACACUAUGAGGAGGAAUCAAAUCAAGCAAAUGGGGUUCUCAUCAUCAUCAUCAUCAUCAUCAUCAUCAUCAUCAUCAUCAUCAUCAUCAUCAUCAUCAUCAUCAUCAUCAUCAUCAUCAUCAUCAUCAU